Molecule: messenger RNA, 564 nt
Organism: Suillus paluster
Lineage: Eukaryota; Fungi; Basidiomycota; Agaricomycetes; Boletales; Suillaceae
Exons: 2
Coding region: 1-564 (187 amino acids)
Source: RefSeq, a predicted model, not a curated record
AUGUCUCUCCAGUGUCCAUCCUGUGGCAAAGAUGGAUUCAAAACCGACACUGCUGUUGCCCGUCAUAUGAGCCAGCCUCGUUCUGGAUGCAAUAGUUGGCUGGAUGAGUUAAUUUGGCUGAAAUCUCACCUACCACCUGAAGAUGAUCCUAUGGAGUCAGAUAAUGAUGUCGGGGGUUCAUACGAAGAGGAUGAUGAUGAUGAUGUUUAUUUUGGAAACACUGACGAUGGUGGUCGGGGCUCACCUGUAGGUGGAGGAUGGGAUGAGGCUAGCGGAACCCCAACAAAGGAUAUUGAAGAAGAAAUGCACAGCAAGGUUACUGACUGCUUUCCAGGUGCUGCAGAGACGUAUGGCAUGGGCCAUACGUUCUUGGGCCUGUUCAACACCGACGAAAAUAGUGUCUAUUGCAAGACAAACCUCUACUAUCCAUUUAGCUGUAAGCAAGACUGGGAAAUUGCAUCAUGGUUACUGCGUUCCGGUUUGAGUAUGGGGAAGAUAGAUACCUUAUCGCUCGAGAUGAUUAAGGACCUUCCUUUGUUGUUCCGCUCGGCCAAGGAGUUAUGA